Messenger RNA from Papilio xuthus (Asian swallowtail), 1570 nucleotides. RefSeq names its product calcineurin like EF-hand protein 1 elm (gene elm). The transcript is spliced from 4 exons. NCBI's taxonomy places the organism in Eukaryota, Metazoa, Arthropoda, Insecta, Lepidoptera, Papilionidae. Gene Ontology annotation, molecular function: calcium ion binding. Bases 305 to 874 code for a protein of 189 amino acids. The record is from RefSeq and is a predicted model, not a curated record.
UAAACCAAAACCAAAUGUUCAUUGUCAAAAAGUUGUAAACUUAUUCAUCUUUAUUUUGUGCCAAUAAGUAUUAUUCUAGGUGGCACAAUCGUUAUAAAACAUUGAACGUUAUGAAAAUUCUUUAAAAACUACACUGUCAUUAACGUUAAAAUACGUUAUAUAAGUGCUCUCUAACAAUGCAAUUUCAUGCCUUCACACAAUACUGUGACUAAUCAAUUAUUAUUUACGUAUUUACCUUUGGAGUUUAGAACUUAUCAGUUGCUUAUAUAGAGAAAGGUCAAGUGAAUACUAAGCAAGCUGAAAAAUGGGAAACAAAUCGUCGUUAUUACUGAGAGAGGAAGAAAUCGCACAAAUCCAAGAAGAAACUGGCUUCACACCAAAUCAGAUAGAGCGUUUGUACUCCCGUUUUACAUCAUUAGACAAGAAUGACUGCGGUACAUUAGCUCGUGAGGAUUUCCUGCGGAUACCGGAACUAGCAAUCAACCCACUCAGUGAGAGGAUAGUACAUUCCUUCUUUGCAGAGAGUCAUGAUGAUAGGGUCAACUUCCUACAGUUCAUGCGCGUAUUGGCGCAUUUCAGACCAAUCAGGAAGAAUAGAGAGAAUAAGUUGAAUAGUCGAGAAGAAAAAUUAAGAUUUGCGUUUUCAAUGUAUGAUUUGGACAAUGAUGGAAAGAUCUCAAGAGAUGAGCUAUUGGCUAUCCUUCACAUGAUGGUGGGAGUAAAUAUAAGUGAAGAACAAUUGACAAGCAUUGCUGAACGUACGAUAAUUGAAGCGGACACAAACAACGAUCAGAUGAUCUCAUUCGAAGAGUUCUGUCAUGCGCUGGAACGCACCGAUGUGGAGCAGAAGAUGUCCAUCCGAUUCCUAAACUGACCUCCGCAGUCCUGAACAGAUAUAUCAAGUCACUGACCUCUUUAUAUACCACUGGACAAGCUAACAAAGCCAAAUUUUGUUUCUAUUUAAUUUUUGUCAUAGUGGCGUUGACUAGCAGUAUUGGAAACUCAAAUCAAUAAUAGUGCCUAGUAAUAGCUGUUAUUUCUAAGCGAUCAAUCUAGCUGAUAUCUUGUGAGGUCAGUGUCCUGACCUUUAUAUAUGAACAGGCUAAAAACUAUGAUAUUUUGUAACAAUUUGAUUUCCCCAUUUUGCCGUUGACAUUUGCGGUUUGUAGCAGUGGUGAGAAUUUGUACUAAUAGAGUUAAUUAUCAGGAACUUUAACAUUGAAGUUGAAACAAAGCAAAUGCAGUAAUUUCCAAGCAAUAACCUAUCGAUUAAUAGAGAUCAGAGGAUCAUUGCAUCAAGUAUAUCCUCAAUAUAAUACUGGCUGUAAUCCUAUACAACCUCUUUAUUAAGAAUGGCCAUUGAUUUUUGAGACAAAAUCUCUGCAUGAAACAUAUUAUCUGUCAUUAUCUUUGACAAAAUAGAGAUAACAAUAUGUUUUAAACGGAGAUUUUGGACUCGGAAUGGUUGGAGAUUAAAAAAUAAUUCUUUGGUGUAACUAAUUUCCUAUUUGUUGGUGUUUAGCUAAGGGUUUUUUUAUUAGAUUAAAGGAUAAAUGGUAUUAGCAGCUUG